UUUUAGUCAAUAGAGAAUAUAUGAAAGAAAAUAAAGCGAACUAUUUUGUAUGAAUUAGAUCUGACAUAUUCAGUUCUAUAACAGUCCACUGCUGGUAACACAGAUUAUGUGAAACAGGAACAAUAUCCUAUUUGGUCAAAUGAAACACCAUGCAAGCGACGAAAGCAGUCGUCGCUGCUGUGCUCGUCCUUAACAUAGCUGUUGGAAUCGCAGUUAUUUGUGUUGUGGUGACUGUCGAGGAGGAACACCACAGGCCCCCUGCUGCAACACUCUGGAACAAUGCCGAGCAGUUGAAGAAGCAGAUCGACGAAAUUUAUGUUGAUCCUCGGGAGACUCCGCAUCACCCCCGAGAUCCACAAGCCAUUACGUCACUAGAUUAUUGGAAUAUUCUGAAGCCCAUCGCAUUUCUGACCGGACUUGACUUUGGCGAAAACAACGAAGAUACGCCUACAAACACUGCAAUAAGGAACUGGAUACCGUUUGUUGGCCCAGGCAGACAGUACUUGUACAAUGGUAUGACAUACGAAAACGGAAGUGUUUCUAUCCCAACCGCUGGAGUGUAUGUCGUCUAUUCCCAUGUAAAAUUUUACACAGAAAAAAAUCAUCGCGUUGAUCCCGAGCUUGAUUUUCAUCACAGCAUAACACGAUACAAUGCUGUGUCUCAACAGACAGAGACUGUAUCGGGGAACAUAGUGUGUGAGAACAAGAACAAUGUCAUUGACGGAGCAAGUCUGGAAUACUCCAGUGACAUCCACAGUUUGGUGCAGCUGAAUGCUGGAGACCUGGUCAUAGUAAAUGUGUCGCAUUUGGAACUGUUAAAGUCGGACAAGGAUUGGCAUUAUUUUGGAGCAUAUAUUAUUUGAAUUUACUUUGACCGGCAAUCUAGAAGUUGUCUAAAAUUGAUAAUAAUUCAAAUGAUGUAUAUUCCGUAAUGCAUCCAAAU
Messenger RNA from Haliotis rufescens (red abalone), 943 nucleotides. RefSeq lists its product as uncharacterized. Gene Ontology annotation, biological process: immune response. Gene Ontology annotation, cellular component: membrane. Bases 150 to 863 code for a protein of 237 amino acids. Gene Ontology annotation, molecular function: tumor necrosis factor receptor binding. The transcript has 5 exons. The record is from RefSeq and is a predicted model, not a curated record. NCBI's taxonomy places the organism in Eukaryota, Metazoa, Mollusca, Gastropoda, Lepetellida, Haliotidae.